Molecule: messenger RNA, 648 nt
Organism: Eleginops maclovinus (Patagonian blennie)
Lineage: Eukaryota; Metazoa; Chordata; Actinopteri; Perciformes; Eleginopidae
Product: leptin-B-like
Exons: 2
Coding region: 1-474 (157 amino acids)
Source: RefSeq, a predicted model, not a curated record
AUGUACAUCUUUCUGGCUCUUCUUUACGUCUCUUUGACAGCUCCUGGGUGCUCAAGACUAUUAACAAAGAGAGACUCCACCACAAAUAGUAUACACAGCAUUAUAACCAUAGCUAAGACAACCCUGGUCCACAUUAAGAAGGUAAGGACAAAAUUUCAAUUGGAUCCACAGAUAGAAGGCGGCACUCCUUCCAUAGAGGGACUAACUAGUAUCUGCCAUGACCUCGGACUUUUGGAAAAUGAGCUGCAUAACCCUUUGACAGAUGUCCUCAGCCAGAUUCAGGCUGACGUCUCCAGUUUGGAAGGAAGGGUUCGUUCCUUUGCCCUGACUAUGGACUGUCCCAUCCAGGCCCGAUCCCGAGGACAGGCCAUCAGCAACAAGUUCCCGGACAGCCAGCUCCAGCUGACUCUGACCAAGGUGCAGCGCUACCUGGAUGAGUUCCUUCUACAUGAGGAGAAACUCAAGGUCUGCUGAGUCCACACUUCUAUCAUAUGUAUGCAAAGUCUUUCCAUAAUCUAAAUAUACAGCUGCACACAUAGCUCAGCGAGGUCAAUGCACACAUAUUGCACUUUAUUUAUAUUUGUGAAAUAAUGCUCCUCCCAUGGUAAUUAAACUAUGUUGCAUGUAAUCCAUUUUUGUAAAAGUUUG